Molecule: messenger RNA, 1353 nt
Organism: Penicillium chermesinum
Lineage: Eukaryota; Fungi; Ascomycota; Eurotiomycetes; Eurotiales; Aspergillaceae
Exons: 3
Coding region: 1-1353 (450 amino acids)
Biological process (GO): GPI anchor biosynthetic process
Cellular component (GO): endoplasmic reticulum membrane; mannosyltransferase complex
Molecular function (GO): GPI mannosyltransferase activity; alpha-1,6-mannosyltransferase activity
Source: RefSeq, a predicted model, not a curated record
AUGGCGUCGAGUCCUCGCCGUCCGAUUUCCGCCAGCCUGCUCCGACUGGACAAUCCAAUUCGGAGCUUGACUCUGGCUUUCCUGGUGUGGAAACCCCUGGUGUUCAUAGCGGUUGUUGCCUGCCCUGGGUCAGGCUAUGAUACUUCCACCGCCUUGAUCCAUCAUGAGAAUGCCCGCUUGACAACCUCGCUUCCAUGGCAGUUGAAAUUUGCUCGUUGGGAUUCCAUUUACUUCCUCCACACUGCAGAAAACGGUUAUGUCUUCGAGCAGGAAUGGGCUUUUGGCUUUCCCAGAGUAUUAGGCCUAUUCGUUUCUGGGAUCCGCCGAUCUGGUGGAACCGGGGGGCCCUAUUACAACUGCAUUGGUGGGCAUUGCCUUGUCCCAUGUCGCGCACUACCUGUCUGUGGUAGCCUUGUAUUGGCUCUCGGUCAAUAUUUUCGGUCAUGCGACAUCUCGUCAGAAGUUAAUUUGUUUCCUGUCGGCCGCCUUGCAUAUUAUCUGUCCCGGGGUGCCUUUCUUUCGGCUCCAUAUGGAGAAUCGACCUUCUCCUUCCUUAACAUAUCUGGCUUUUACCUCUACUCCUGCUCUCUAAUCGCAGAGCAGAAUGGGGGCGCCGCCCUGCGAGAUGUCUAUAUACUUGGAGCUGCGCUCCUCUUCGCCAUUGCUACUACCGUGCGCAGCAAUGGUCUCUUGAGUGGGUUUUUAUUCGCGUACGAUGUCUUGUUCCUCUCAUGGGUGAUACUGACCCAGGGCCCAUCCGUUAAAUCUGUUCGCCGAUUACUCGUGACUGGGAUUGGUGGUGCCACUGUCGCCAUGGGAACACUGAUACCCCAAGUGAUCGCCUAUCGCGCAUACUGCCUGACCGAAACAGACCUUCGGCCUUGGUGUACUUGGACCCUGCCAAGCAUUUAUACCUGGGUUCAAGGAUUCUAUUGGAACGUCGGUUUUCUUCGGUACUGGACUAUUUCCAACGUCCCUCUUUUCUUGGUGGCCGCGCCCGUGCUCACAUUGAUGGUGGUCUCGUCUCUAUGGGCAUUACAGACACCCCCGAGCCUCGGGUUAGAGCCGGGCAAGCAGUCGCCUUCGCCUCUUACCCCGGGCUCCAUGCUCUUCCGCCUUGCCGUGCCUCAAGGUUUACUGGCAGUCCUGGCCAUGACGAGCUAUCAUGUUCAAAUUGUCAACCGAAUCUGCUCGGGGUAUCCAGUAUUUUACUGGUAUCUUGCGUCCAAUGCGAUGGACAGCUUAAAAGAUUACCGCAAAGGUCAUCGUAACUUGACCGUCACGGCGCAGGCCAUGGUAGGCUAUGCAUUGAUUCAGGCGGUUCUUUUCGGCUCUUUCUUACCGCCUGCGUAG